Exophiala dermatitidis NIH/UT8656 is the source of this 7616-nucleotide messenger RNA. RefSeq names its product proteasome activator subunit 4. Gene Ontology annotation, cellular component: nucleus; cytosol. Gene Ontology annotation, molecular function: proteasome binding; peptidase activator activity. NCBI's taxonomy places the organism in Eukaryota, Fungi, Ascomycota, Eurotiomycetes, Chaetothyriales, Herpotrichiellaceae. Gene Ontology annotation, biological process: proteasomal ubiquitin-independent protein catabolic process. The coding region runs from base 1227 to 7136 and encodes 1969 amino acids. The transcript is spliced from 3 exons. The record is from RefSeq and is a predicted model, not a curated record.
UGCGCUCUUCGCAGGUUCUACUAGUAUAUUCCGACAGAUGCUUUUGACAUCGUGAAGUCAGUCACAGAGUUUGAACGAGUUAAGAUACCACGGUGAACUUCUAGAGGAACUCGAGCGCCUGAUUAAAGUCUGCCAGCAUUCGAUAAUCAGGGUACCUGGUAUAUCAGCCCAAAGCGGCGGUGCAUCCAAUGAGGUCUAUCGGAUAUCUCAGACCUUGCCAGUGAGCGCCUACAAGGCGGGCGUCAGCCUGCGAAAAGGCAGCGACAAUGGCUCGACGAUAUUCAAUCUUGAAGAUGGACCUGAACUGGAAGAGAUGUCGAUGGGUAUAACCCUUCGAGCUACCUUUCGGUAUCGUCGCCGAACACGAUGGUGUUCAAAAGUUACAGAAAUACGGUUCCAACAACAUGAGCCACCAACCCUCUCAUCACCACCAGCACCACUCUACUAUCAUGGUGUUGCAGAAUCCUUCAACCAAUACCGCAAUCGAAGGAAAUCCCAGCACCCCAACAGAAAUUACAAUGAUGCAAGAACAGAGACUUGAUUCUAUCCUAGAGCAGUUCGGCUUGUCUAUGACUGGAGGAAGGGCGGCCAAAGAGAAACGCUUGAGACAGUAUAUUGGUCUUCCACCAGUUGCUGGUUCAUGGAUCUCUAAGUGGAGGUGGAAGUGGAAGCGAAGUCAAGAAUAACCUGGCCGACAAGCUGUAUCAUUCGAGCCGUGUAAUGAGGGUGAGCCCAGAGCAGUUCUUAUUACAACGUACACUGGCAGUUGUACAUUGCUUUAGCUGCCAAGCUUCUCUGAGGACUGCGAGACUCCGAGUCGGGUUUCCGUGUCGCGUGUAAUAGAGAAGCAAACAAUAAGCAAACAGAACAGGUGCACAACACCUACUAUCCCUUAACAUUGAUCAUCCCAGUCCCGAACGCCUCCUCAAUAUCGCUGCAGUCCAUCCCAACCUCCUCGCGUCGUUAUAAUCCCUCGGGCUCGUCGAGCGCAGGCAUAAACGUGACGUAGCAAGGCUGCACUGCAGCUUGCUAAGCGCCUCAACAUUGAUUACACCCACGUCGACUGCCUGGCCACUUUGGCUGUCUGCCUCUGUACAACGAACGGCACGAGCAUAAAACAUUCAGGACUGCCUUUUGUUCUCGAUCGCUCUGGAGGCAUGCACCUGUUUGGCUGUCCCGCCUUCAUUCACCAACCUCGAUGAGUCCACGACUGUCACUGCCGUACAAUGGAAGACCAUAGAGAGCACAGCGGGGAGACUGGCCAAAAUGGGCGGGAGACAUCAAGAGCGACGUCUCCGACGGGGACUGUGGCCAUGGAACAGUUGAAGAUAACGGACAUCGAACACCAGUCUAAGCGCAACCGUCCGCGGACGUUUCCAUACUUCAGCACCCUGCCUUACCCGGUGGAAGAUGAAGCACGAAGACAAAAAGACCUCUUGGAGAUCCUCAAACACCUUUACAUAGCCAUACAGGCAAGUGAUUUUACACCGGGGGCGGUACACUGGACCAGAGAACUCCGCAGCUGGCUGUCCCUCAAGUUCGAUCCAACCAAGGAACAACGGGUGAAGUUGGUCAAACUGUACUAUGAACUGGCACUGGCGCCUGGCAUUGACCCAGGGGUGAGCGAACGCUUUGCUAGCAUGUUCAUGCUCCUGACAAAGCGAAAGCACUACCUACGCCCUCUCCAAGACCUGACGCUCGACUGGCGACCACUGUAUAGGGAACUCAAAGUCUUCGUGUUACCGAGCGAGUCGGGGCUCAUGCAGACAACCAGUUUGAGGAGGAACAUCAAGACAUUGACCAAGAUCGCAUCCUUUGCGCAGCUGUACUUCGACCCUGAGGAUAUUCCUGCUAUGCUGGAGGAGUUCCUGCCCCAUUUCACCAUGUCGUCUGCAGAGGGAGCCUUCGUCGUAGUAGGACUACUCAACAUACUUCUGCCGACAAGCCCGCCUCCCCCCAACCGCUCCGACUUGGCUCCUCAGCAAUUCCUCCCGACUCUAUUCCACCUGUGGUCGCUGGUCAAUCGAUCUCGGACGGUGGAUGUGGCGUGUCUUGAUUUAUUUUCCCGACUCGCUCGCGAUUCCCUGUCCAGUCCACACGUAAAGUUCACCGAGUUUGGUAUUUUUACUUCGGAACAGUCGACCUUGAUCACCACCGCCAUUUUGCGCCUGUUGGAGAUUCCAGUCGGCCAGUCAACUUCACCCUACAGUACGCUGGUAGACCUAUCGGCCGGCAUGGGCAUCUUGCUUGAGAGGGACUCGCGAAAGCAUCCUGUGUCACAUCACGUGGCUCGUUGGUUUGUCAUGUCCCUCUCGCCGGCCUGUCUGACACAGUCAACCUCCGUGCUGUCCCUCUUGGAGACGUUGAUCCAGGCAGUGGAGACGUUCUUCCACCCUUCCAAUUCGGGCUCGUGGACACGGACUUUGGCGCAGCUCGUAUUCUACCUCGCGGAUUUCUUUGUUAUGCGCUGGAACCGAGAACGGAAUGGCGAGAUGGAUGUGCCAGAGGAGCGUAAACUCAAUGAGCCUCUCCGCAAGCGGUUCGUGUUGUGUCUCCGAGAAGUCAUUUUUAUGGGCAUCUAUGCAAAGAGCGGCACCGCAAUGAGCUAUUCACUAUCCACGCUCCAGGCUCUCGCCUUUCUCGAGCCGGACUUGAUCCUGCCGGGGGCGCUGCAGCGUAUCUAUCCGUCCAUGCAGGGACUGGUUGAAGUGCAUCGUACUAUCUCGUCCUUGCGAUCUCUGCAGAUCCUCGCGAGGACCAUGAUCAGAACCAAAGGCUACCGUUGUCACGUCACUGCUCUGCUGGGUCUGGCACUUCCGGGCAUUGACGCCAACGAUUUGGAGAAGACCCUGUAUACCUUGUCAUUUUUCGCCAACGUCUGUUACAACAUUCCUUUCGAAGACCUCUCCAAAGGUCGGGAAGACAUACAAGGUAACAUGCUGGCAAUGGAUUGGAUCACCGGGGAGAUGGAGCGCAUGGAGCAGGAAGGCGCCAGUGUAGAACUGAACUAUGCCUCGUUGAAUGACAAGGACGAAGAGAUGAUUCUCGCUUCAUCCACGGCGGGUCUCAGCGAGUUUGUCUCCUCGUUUUUGGGCAGGGUCUUUACGCUCCUGGAAAAUCUACCGGAUGCGGCCAGGGUCCGGAGUGGCUCGCCCGAAGAGAACAUCGUCAACACCCUACCCGCAGCCUUCAUGCCAUUGCUGGCUUCGCUGUCGCCUGGGCUGUACGACCUGGCCUUGAACAAGGUCGUCGACUUCGUCGCGAACCACGUGAUACAUCAGUCUCGGGAUGCCAUGGCGUUCAUCUGCAACUGUCUCUGCAAAGUCAAUCCCGAGAAAGCCUUAGCCAGGUUUAUUCCCGUUCUGAUCGGGUCCAUUCGCACGGAAAUCGACGAGAAUGGUGCUGGCUCCACUCGCAAUGCAGCCUCGGAUGUCCUCCCACGAGACAGAGGCUUGGUCUGGAACAUCAGCAUGCUGAGCAUGUGUGUGGUGCACGUUGGCUCCGCCGUCCUCAAAUACAAGCAGGAGCUGUUUGAUAUAGCCGUGUACAUGCAACAAAAAUGCAAAGGCAUGCCCACCGUGCACGUCUCGAAUUACGUACAUCAUCUGCUCCUCAACCUGACCGUCACCUACACCACCGACUAUGCGCUUUAUGAACCAGACAGAGUCGCCAACGGCGUAACUGCGGAUUUGUGGGGUCUUUCAGAGCCACCGUCGGCGAUCAAGCCCAAAUGGCACGUUCCUUGCCCAGAGGAAAUCGACUUUGCUGUGGAACUUUUCCAGAACCAAGCAGAAAGCGCGCUAAAGCAUCUCACGGGUCUCAUCAGAGGUACGUCAAGCAUCAAGCGGGAUGGAAGCGGUAAAGAAUGGUCUGAUGAGGUUUCGAGAAACCUCGUGUUGCUGCGCCUCUUGCUCGCCGGAGUAUCGGUGCUUUUCGACGCCAAAGGUGUCAAUGAGGGACUCGCCACAACCGCAACCGGCCUUGACGCCAACGCUUCUAUGUCCCAGGCAAAUGGGCAUGUGCCGGAAGAUGGAGAUGAUUCUGCUGAAGCAGAUGCUUCUCUCGAUGGUACCGACGAGACCUCGAUCCGACCAUCUUUCCAGUACCCUGCGGGCGAAGUCCUACAACCCGGAGAUGAGAAAUACAAAUUGGUCCACCGGCUCCGUCAAGAUAUAGGCCGCGUUCUGCAUGAGGUGCACGAAUUCCUGACACGUGAGGGUGAAGAUGAUGUGUCCUCGUUCGCGCCGUUAUACACUGCGUACCGAUCCUGGUUUGUCGACGUGGGGAUUGAACGGUCAGCGCAUGUGCUUGACAGGGUUACGCGCCUCCUGCAUGCGGACGAGCAGCCUUACAAAGUGAGUGGGGUGAGGAAAGACUACCCUCGCUCCAUCCUCGUGAGGCGGGCCAAUGUCUAUCAUACCCAACGGCUGCGCCAUAACGCGGCACCUCGGCCACGCUCCGAGCUCGAUGAGCGACUUCUUUUGGAUCUCACGGAGUCGUCGGUGUCAUUGUACACUGAAGUCCGUCGCAACGCUCAGAGUGCUGGGGAGUCAGCUCUGAAGGUUGUCUUUGGUGCUCGUCUCUUUGUGAUCCCUCCGCUCCUGGCUUCGUUCCAAAAGGCUGUGGAGAAGCACGAUUUCCCCCGGAUCAAAGGCAGUCUGUUCGCGCUUUUGUUCGGCAGUCUAGCGAAGACAGUGGGUAGACAUUGGAAAUACACCCCGACGGUGAUCAGAACCUUCAUCGAAGCCAGCACGGCUGAUAAACCAUCAAUCCAAAAACUCUGUAAUGGUGGUCUGUUUCAAAUCAUGGACUACGGGCGGCCUGGUGAUCGCAUGGCAAUCAUAGACAAAACGGUCGUCGAUCCUUUCGCGCCGGACGAGGACGUGAAUGGCACGGUGGCGAAGAAGAAGGCCUUCGUGUUGAGCAAACGCGCCAAUAUCGAACGGAAGAAGAUAGAGUUGGCGGAAGAGCUUAUCGAAGUGGCACGAGUCUCACAUUGGAAGAAAGCUACGCGCGUCGCUAGCCUCGUGAUGUCCUUGGGGAUGCGGUUCGACCAUAUUUGUUCAGACAACAUGAUCGAUCUGAUUACCCGUGGAACUGUGGAUCCCCACCCAGGGCUGCGAGGCUUGUACUCGCAAGGCUUGGUGGCUUUGUUCACUAUGACCGAUGUCCGAGCUGUCUGCAACCAUGACUACGCAAACUACAUUCAGGCACGGCAGGAAUUCCCGGCAAAGGUGAAAGUGCCUGUUCGUGCAGAGGAGGAGGGCUGGACGGAGAAUUACCUGAACUCGUUUGCGCAGCCAGAAACUGAAGUGUACAUUGACCAUGAUUACCCGGGAUGGCUGGUGUGGUCAAAGUUUAUGCCUGGCUACAAGGCGAACGUGCAGAACGAUAUCCUGUACGAUGAGCUCGAAUGGAAAAAACGGACAGUCAUUGGCAAGCUCCUCGAUCGAGAUUGGUUCGUCAAGUUCUUCAAAUACCUCAAGCAAGAGCCUCGAGAUCAAUCUGCCGACAAGUUCCGCAUGGCCAGUGCCGCAAUGCUGACAUAUGCGUUUGAGCUCAUCAUCCGUGACAGUCUGGCUGUUGCAACUUUUGAAGAGAUCAAGGAAGAAACCCUGGCCGUGUUCGAGGAUGGCAGUGACAAACACCAACACCGUGCGACCGCGGAGAUCCUCGCGGGCUUGGUGACGUCGGUCAUGGACAACUCGAUUGACCGGAGGACAAUGGUAUGGGAGUUCGCCUUCCCUAUUAUUCAACGAGUCUUCUCUGAUGGCCUCACACCAGAGAACUCGGGGUACUGGACCACCUUCCUUCACAUGAUCCUGCAGGCUAGGGACCCGCGUCGAGCAUGGCCACUCGUGGAAUGGCUCUCGAAUUUCCGCUUGGACAUGGGCUCCAAUGCUGCUUUCAAGGAAAGCUCAAAAAUCCAUCUCCUCCACCAGGUGAUCAUGGAUGCAGGAUGGCACUUCCGGUUGGAAAAGCCGAUCACCGAGGACUUCAUUCGUCACAUCGAUCACCCGUACAAAGGAGUGCGCGAGGCGAUGGCGCACACGCUCGCCACCAUCACUCGCACCCGGUAUCAUGAAUCAUUCAAGAACGUCGAAGAGCUCAUGGCGGUGCAGAAGGCUGCUGGCCCUAUUGGCAUGCAACCUUAUCUACCCACAAAAGAGUUCGAUGAAAUGAUGCAUGACAUCUUCGACCGGAUCGAAAAGUGGCGGCACGAACGUACACCGGGUCAGCAAACUCCCUCAGCCUAUACCUCCGGAUCCAAGACCGUGCUGUUGUGGCUCGAUUCAAUGCUUUCGUCGUAUGAGUGCACGCAGCUUCUCACCUAUUUCCCUGACCUCUUUACGGAACAGUUCUUACACAUGAUGGAUGUCAAGGAGGAUCCUGAGCUGCAGUCGUUGGCAUAUCAUGUGUUCCGGCAUCUGCCAAACAUCCCUCACCGCAUUGGAGAGGAUCGGCGACUGAUCGAGUCGCUGAUCCGGAUAGGUAGGACAUCUUCCUCGUGGCAUCAGCGGCUUCGAGUGAUGAUCAACAUCCAGAUCAUAUUCUUCCGCCGUUUGUUCCUUUUGGCCGAAGACAGCAAACAGAAGCUGUUCGACUGCGUUGCGGAGAUGCUGGAGGAUUCACAGCACGAGGUUCGUGCCGGUGCGGCUACAACCCUGUCGGGAAUGAUUCGUUGCUCGCCGGUGGCCCUUCGAGAGAAGAUGAUCGUCAAACUGCGCGAUCGUUUCACACAAAUGCUCAUCGAUAAUCCAUUGCCCAAGAAGCCCAAGCGUCAUCUGGGCGGCGUGGCAGCGGAGCUGUCUUCUGCGCGGACUUCGGGGACUAAUACACCCACGCCUGAGGCACAACGGCUGGUCAUAACCCGCCAUGCAGCCGUUCUCGGCCUAGGAGCUCUUAUCCAAGCGUUCCCCUACUCGAGCCCGCCGCCGCCGUGGAUGCCCGAUGUCCUCGUGACAUUGAGUACUAAAGCCGCGAAUGACCCAGCGACCGUGGGGAACAGCGUCAAGAGCAUCAUCAGUGAUUUCAAAAAGACAAGACAAGACACUUGGCAUAUUGAUGUAAAGGCCUUCAAACCAGAGCAAAUCGAGGAUCUUUCUGGGGUGUUAUGGAAGAGCUAUUUCGCCUAGAAGCAGGGUUGUACGGAGCAAGAGAACGACAGGAUAAAGAUGAUUUGUUCAAGCGACUGAGCAUAGCAUUGGCGUUUCGCGCUCGGUGCUUGGUGUCUUUGCCUGUGCUUGCCCGUAUCUGAAGCGGCACGGCAGACUUGACACGUGUAUUAUCAAGCUUCAAGAAAUGUUAGGAACUUGAAGUAAGGAAGAGUCUUCACUCUGUAAAGAGGGUGCUCGCCUCUGCUCAAAGAUUGGUCCAGGGACAGUGGAGUGGAUGGCGCUUCAGUUGACUCGCUCUGGAAGUUCCAUCUGAGAGCACAAUGGACCCGAGGGCGUAAAUAGACCCGUCCUGUGUACUGUGUAAGACUGACAUAGUCUCCCAUCCAGCUGGUUGACAAGGAAAAUGAAUUAUGGCGACAGUUCUGCAAUACCAUCAAGUCCGGAUCCUGGUCAGAAUCCAUCUUUACGUCGCUAGGGGCUCAAAGGACAGUGCGUCCA